CAUCCACUAUUUCAAGAACCCUUCCAAACCAAACUUUUUCUUCUCUUUCUCUUCUCUCACCGGCCAAACAGUUACAACACCACUACCUCCAUCCCUUCGUUUCACAAUUCUAAGUUGAUACAUCCUUGUACUUGUACCCCUCUAAUGUCGUAGCUAUAACAACUUAGACUACAUCAUCACAUGUUCUCUCUCUCUCUCUCUCUCAAUAGUUACUCCAAAACCACAAGCACUUGUACUACCCCUUCAACCUCAUGGCUCAUGCCACCAAGUACAUUCCCAUGAUCCACCUCAAGAGCCUCUUCUCCAUUCACAAAACCACCAAAACACUCACCUUUGCCUAUGUCUUUGCCUUUGCCUUUUUUGCUUUCACAGUUUUUUUGGCCUUCUAUCCCUCUUCAAACACUUCAUCUCCUUUGUUCACCAACAUCUUCCCCACAACUUCCUACAAGUCCCAAGUCUCUUCCAUUUUCUCUUUCUUCUUCAACACCACCACUUCAUCUUCAAAUUCCUCUAGUGCUUAUGCCACCCUUCACUCCAACCCUUCUAGAUCUACCAACACCACUUCUAAACCCCCUCAAAAGACAUUCAAAACCACCCCUAUUCAAAACCAAACUCAAACUAAUUCAACCACAAACAAGGCCAAACCACAUGAUCAUGUUGUGAACAAGGAACCAUCAAGUGGUAGCAAUCGAACCCAAGUUGAAGCUAAGCCUCUAAAGAAGACUAAUCAAUCUUCAAGUGGUGUGGACCCUGCUCAUAAUUUUUCAGGGGCAAGUCACCAUCAGAAUUUGAGUUCUUUGGUGAAUGGAGGGGACAUGGAAAAGGGUGUUGUGCAUGGUAAUUACACGGUUUCCCCUUUGAAGAAACAGAACAGUGGGAACGAUGAAAAGGGUUCAAGGGUGAAGGAUGAAAAGAUGGAGUCUUUGAUCAAGUGUGAUUUUUUUGAUGGGGAAUGGGUUAAGGAUGAUUCCUAUCCCCUCUAUGAACCUGGUUCUUGCAACCUGAUCGAUGAACAAUUCGAUUGUAUCCAAAAUGGAAGGCCUGAUAAAGAAUAUCUGAAAUAUAAGUGGAAGCCAAAUGGAUGCAGCCUCCCAAGGUUGGAUGGGCAUAGAAUGCUGGAUUUGUUGAGAGGCAAGAGGCUUAUUUUUGUUGGUGAUUCCAUCAAUAGGAAUAUGUGGGAAUCUCUAAUUUGCAUCCUUAGAAACUCUGUGAAAGACAAAAGCAGAGUCUAUGAAGCAAAUGGAAGAGUCCAUUUUAGAGGGGAAGCCUCUUAUUCAUUCAUAUUCAAAGAUUAUAACUUCUCCGUGGAGCUUUUCGUGUCCCCAUUCUUGGUUCAAGAAUGGGAAGUUCAAGUCAAUAAUGGAACAAAGAAGGAAACACUUCGGCUUGAUUUAGUUGGUAAAUCUUCAAAUCAAUACAAAAAUGCGGAUAUAAUCAUCUUCAACACUGGCCACUGGUGGACUCACGAUAAAACUUCUAAAGGGAAGGACUAUUACCAAGAGGGUAGUCAUAUCUAUGAUGAAUUGAAUGUUUUGGAGGCUUUUCGAAGGGCUAUAACAACAUGGAGCAGAUGGAUUGAUGCCAACAUUGAUCCAUCCAAGUCUAUGGUCUUCUUCAGAGGCUAUUCUGCUUCACAUUUCAGUGGGGGGCAAUGGAAUUCUGGUGGACAAUGUGACAGUGAAACUGUGCCUAUAAAGAAUGAGAAAUACUUGAAGGAAUACCCCCCUAAGAUGAGGGUAUUGGAAAAGGUUUUGAAGUAUAUGAAAACACAUGUCACAUACCUGAAUGUAACUAAAAUGACAGAUUUCAGAAAAGAUGGUCAUCCCUCAAUAUAUAGGAAGCAAAACCUCUCACCAGAGGAGAGAAAAUCACCAUUGAGAUUCCAAGACUGUAGUCACUGGUGCCUCCCUGGUGUGCCUGAUGCAUGGAAUGAGAUUCUUUAUGCUGAGCUUCUGUUGAGAAAGUAUCAGAAUCAGCAUCAGCAGAAAAACAAUAGGUAAAUUAAAAAUCACUUAUAUUGAAUGAAUUUAGCUGAACAGAACUAGAUGCAAUAUAUAUACCAUUUUUAUACCUUUCAUAUUAAGAUAAGGAAGGGAACAAACCAUAGAACAAGUUUUUAUAAUUUUGUAGAGGUUCAAAAGAUGUUUAUGCUUAGUGAAAUGAGAUUAAGAGAAGUUCCUUGAAAUUAUUCAAUAAAUGUGUUCAUAGGAAUAAUACAUGUUAGUUAGGACUUGAGAGAAGAUAAUGGGUGUUUUGGUUUGUCAUUGUAAACCACCAUCUCAAUUUUGUUUCUGUAGGCUCAGUUCUAUUGUAUUUUUAGUUUAAUGAAACCAAUUCCUCGAAUUGAAUUGUUGCUGGAACAAUUUCAGUAAAUAAUAAACAUUAUUUUUCUUUA
Messenger RNA from Cajanus cajan (pigeon pea), 2395 nucleotides. Its product is annotated as protein trichome birefringence. Gene Ontology annotation, cellular component: Golgi apparatus. The record is from RefSeq and is a predicted model, not a curated record. Gene Ontology annotation, molecular function: O-acetyltransferase activity. Lineage: Eukaryota; Viridiplantae; Streptophyta; Magnoliopsida; Fabales; Fabaceae.